Fukomys damarensis (Damara mole-rat) is the source of this 2140-nucleotide messenger RNA. Its product is annotated as cytochrome P450 2B4. Lineage: Eukaryota; Metazoa; Chordata; Mammalia; Rodentia; Bathyergidae. Bases 1 to 1485 code for a protein of 494 amino acids. Gene Ontology annotation, cellular component: intracellular membrane-bounded organelle; cytoplasm. Gene Ontology annotation, molecular function: heme binding; oxidoreductase activity, acting on paired donors, with incorporation or reduction of molecular oxygen, reduced flavin or flavoprotein as one donor, and incorporation of one atom of oxygen; iron ion binding. The transcript has 9 exons. Gene Ontology annotation, biological process: xenobiotic metabolic process. The record is from RefSeq and is a predicted model, not a curated record.
AUGGAGCUCAGCGUCCUCUUGCUCCUUGCUGUCCUCCUAGGCCUCUUGGUUCUCCUGUUCAGGGGCCACCCAAAGGCCCAUGGCCGCCUCCCACCAGGUCCACGUCCUCUGCCCUUCCUGGGCAACCUUCUCCAGAUGGACAGGAAAGGCCUGCUCAAAUCCAUCCUGCAGAUCCGGGAGAAAUAUGGAGAUAUCUUCACCGUGUACCUGGGGCAAAGGCCCGUGGUCAUGCUGUGUGGGACAGAGACCAUACGGGAGGCCCUUGUGAACCACGCUGAGGCUUUCUCUGGUCGGGGGACUAUUGCUGUCACAGAAGAUUUCAUCCAGGGAUACGGUCUGAUCAUGGCAAAUGGGGAACGCUGGAAGGCCCUUCGGAAAUUCUCCUUGGCCACCAUGAGGGACUUUGGGAUGGGAAAGAGGAGCGUGGAGGAGAGGAUUCAGGAUGAGGCUCAAUGUCUGGUGGAGGAGCUGCGGAAAUCCCAGGGUGGCCUCGUGGACACCUUGUUCCUCUUCCAGUCUGUCACUGCCAACAUCAUCUGCUCCAUUGUCUUUGGAAAACGCUUUGACUACAAAGAUCGCAAGUUUCUGAGGCUUCUGGACCUGAUCUAUCGGACCUUUUCUCUCCUCAGCUCCUUCUCCACCCAGGUGUUUGAGCUCUACUCCAGCAUCCUGAAACACUUUCCUGGGACACACAGGGAAAUUUGCAAAAAUUUGCAGGAAAUCAACACCUUCCUUGGCCACAGUGUGGAGGAACACCGUGAAACCCUGGACCCCAGCGCCCCCAGAGACUUCAUUGAUAGCUACCUGCUCCGCAUGGAGAAAGACAAGUCUGACCCGCACACUGAGUUCCACCACAAGAACCUCAUCAUGACCUUGCUUACACUCUUCUUUGCUGGCACAGAGACCACCAGCACAACUCUCCGCUAUGGCUUCCUGUUUUUGCUCAAAUACCCCCAUGUCGCAGAGAGAGUCCACAAGGAAAUUGAACAGGUGAUUGGCUCACAUCGUCAGCCAGCCUUGGAUGACCGAACCAAGAUGCCAUACACCGAGGCAGUCAUCUGUGAGAUUCAGAGAUUUGCGGACCUGAUACCCAUUGGUGUGCCCCACAAGGUCACCAAAGACACUCACUUCCGAGGGUUCAUCAUCCCCAAGAACACUGAAAUAUAUACAGUCCUGACCACUGCUCUCCAUGACCCAUGUUGCUUUGAAAAACCAGACACAUUCAACCCUGAUCACUUUCUGGAUGCCAAGGGGGCACUGAAGAAGAGUGAAGCUUUUAUGCCCUUCUCCAUGGGGAAGCGUAUUUGCCUUGGAGAAGGUAUCGCCCGAGCUGAAUUGUUCCUGUUCCUCACCACCAUCCUUCAGAACUUCUCCAUUUCCAGCCCAGUGGCUCCUGAGGACAUUGACCUCACACCCCAGGAAGUUGGUCUUGGCCGAGUAGCCCCAACAUACCAGAUUUGCUUUCUGCCUCGCUCAGGGGAAUGAGGAAAGUGGAACAAAGGAUUUCAGGGUCAUUCAGUGCCCUGACUCUGUAGAGAAUGGCCCCUCAUUUCCUCCCUCUGAAAAUCCUGUUGUGAGCCAGCAUUCUUUCCCCUACCUGCUUGCUACUCCAUGCAACAGUUAUUUCUGUAGGCUUCCUUCUGUACUGUCUCAGUUCUUCUAAAGUUCUAUGCUGUGUUCCUUUCACAUGUGGAUAAAGUUGUAGAAUUUGGUAAUGAAUCAAUAAUAAUGAAGCCCUUUCUUUGGUGUAAAUAAAGAAGCUGGGGGUAAAAGGAAAAAUUUGACUCAAGGACGUUCUGGAGUUCUGCCUCCCAGGCUACAUCUCAUGGUGAGAGAUUUCUCCCUUUCCCAGAGCAAGCACAGUUUGAAUUUGUCAGCUCUCUGUGCUCUAUCUUCUGUGCUAAUGGGUUCUGUGUAGGAGUGUCCCUCUCCAUAGCCCCAGGUGUUGGGUGCAUUGGUCAUACCCAUUUUAAAGACAAUAACAAAGGCCAGCUAAUGGCAUUAGCUGCCUAAGGUCACGUUGCCAGUGAGUGGAGGAUCAGAUUCAUAUUGUGGCUGUAAACCGCAACCUCCUCACUAUGGCACCACUGAAUGAAGAUUAAGUUCACCUACAUAAAAUAGAACACUCUAAAGUGUGCAA